UGCUAGCGUCAAAGGUUUAUGUUCAGUUUGAGAUUAUUUUUGUUCUACACGAAAAAAGUACCAUAACACGAUUUGUGAAGAACAUCCGACAAUAAUUAGGUAGCAUUUGUGGGAAAAUAGUUAAGAAGGUUCAUUUGAAACCAUGUAAAAUGUGUAGAUAGCCGGCUAGCUGUUACAGUAGGACUGAGGGAACGUUCCAAGUUUUAGUUUGGAAGUCUUAGUGUUUCAUAGACAGCACUAUGGAGGAAGAGGAGGCCCCAGGAGAUGGAGAGCCGGAGACCUCCUUCUCCGCAGAAACCUACGCCGCUGAGGCCAUGGCCGCGGACAUGGACCCCUGGAUCGUUUUCGACUCCAGAAGAACCCCCAGAUCCGAGUUUGAUGGCUGGUUGGAAAGUAACAGGCCCUCACAAGUAAACAGAUUUGGCGAUGAGGAGGGUCGUAUGAGCCCAGUGGGGUGGAUCGCUGUGUUGGGUCCCAACCACUGUCCCAGUGGAGGGGAUGUUAUGGGUCUCCAGGAGAGCUGGGAGAAACUCUUGGACAGUUGCCGGCCUGUCACCUUUCAGACCGUGAAGGAGCUGGCCCUGAACCACGGAGUGCUGACAGGCAAAUGGCUCAUGCACUUGGACUCUGGUUUCAAGUUGGACCAUGCAUGGGAAUGUGUUGCCAGAGCAGCCCUAGAGGGCAAGAUCUCCCUUGUUAAAGUAAGUCCCUUCAAUCCCAAAGCGGAAGGCAAGCAGGUCAUAUGUGCCUACAACCAGAACUUCACCAAUGAGGGUGAAGUUAUAAAGUUGGACUCCAUCAUCCGUGCUACAGGGGUGAAAUGCCCCCUCUCAUACAAGCCAGAUGUUUACACAUACCUGGGAAUCUACCGAAACAAUCGCUGGAAGCUUUGUCCUACCAUUUAUGAGAGCAAAUUCGACCUGGAGUGUGUCCCUAGGCGUUCCCACAUCAUCAACAAAGUCACCAACCUCGAAGUAACAUAAACUAGGCUCAAAAAGAGGACUGUUGUUUGAAGAGGCCUUCAGUAUCUGAUCUGAUCUCAAGUUCUUCCAGUUUUACAGACAACAAAAAUCAGAUUUAAACCUUUUUGAAUAAGAUGAUCUGAAAUGCUUUCACUUUCUUUUAGUUUAUUCAUAAUAAUAAAAAAUCGAUUCUGUUUAUAGACUAACGCUUACUUGACCGGCAGAAGAGACUGAAAUCUUUGAUUUAUGUGCACGUAUUCAGGAGAUAAUUAGCACAGCUACUUAAAUAAUAUAUACAUAUGGCUUUUCUGUUCAGCUAUUUUCCUUGUUUUGUACUGAACUAUGAUUACAGCAUCUAAAUAAAAGUAUCAUUUUGAA
Melanotaenia boesemani (Boeseman's rainbowfish) is the source of this 1340-nucleotide messenger RNA. It is a transcript of the gene c5h11orf68, whose product is annotated as chromosome 5 C11orf68 homolog. The transcript is spliced from 2 exons. The record is from RefSeq and is a predicted model, not a curated record. NCBI's taxonomy places the organism in Eukaryota, Metazoa, Chordata, Actinopteri, Atheriniformes, Melanotaeniidae. The coding region runs from base 240 to 983 and encodes 247 amino acids.